GCCGUAGCGUACGAUGAGUCUCCGCAAGGCCGUUCUCCAGCGCAUAACGCCCCUUCCCUCUCGCACGCCCUCGCCUAGCCUUCCCCACGAGUGGCCCCAGUCUCCCGACGCCGAGAUCAUCUUCCCCGACCUCGCCAACCACCGUGAGCCAGAGCCCGACGAGCACCUUGCUUCCAGGUCCAAAUCGCCAGACCUGAUGUCCCCCAAUGGCGUUGUCAAGCGAUGGCGCGUCAACAUUGCCGAGCAUACUGCCUCGCUCCCCGCUGAGCUCGCGACCCUUAGUGGUUCUGUCAAACGCGACUCCGACCUCUGGUUCGACGACGGCAACAUCGUCCUCCUAUGCAGAGAUGCCGCCUUCCGUGUCUACCGCGGCCUGCUUACCCGACACUCCAUCAUCUUCCGCGAUCUCUUCUCCAUGGCCCAGCCCUCCACCUCAGAAACCAUGGAGAGCUGUCCUGUCGUGCACAUAUCCGACCCGCCAGAUGACCUCCGUCACCUCCUGCGGGUGAUGUGUGGGCUACGAAAAUUCCCCGUAAUUCCCGGGGAGCGCAUGGAGUUCGCUGAACUCGCCGCGCUCGUGCGCAUGUCCCACAAAUACCAUGUCGAGGACCUGCACGCUCGCGCCAUGCAUCAUCUCAAACUCUACUUUACGAACGACCUCACCGUCUGGGACACGGCCGGUGUGGACGGCAACCUCUUCCUGCAUGUAACACCCCAAGACGCGAUCACCGCCAUCAACCUCGCCCGCCUCACCCACACCGACUCAGUGCUCCCCACUGCGCUCUACCUGUGUUGCCAGCUCGACGCUGAACUCACCUCCGGCGUCGAGCGCUCUGAUGGUAGCACAGAGCGGCUAGAGCCGAAGGACCUCGAGCUCGUGCUUCGCGGCCGGACGGAGCUCGUGCGUGCGAGCACCCGCGGCGCAUGUACGAUAUGCAAGCCGGCCGCGAGCCCGCAAUGCACGUCCAAGGGCUGCGAGCGGGCGCUACGCGAGAUCCUCAACAUGAUGCUCGACGGGCUGCAGAAGGACCCUAUUGGCGACAUCGCGGGCUAUGCCGCGCUCGACUCGUGGGAGCACUGGAUCGAAGACGUCGUCGAGCUCUGGCCGCUGUGCGAGCCGUGCCGCACGAUGCUGCACGCACGCGACCUGGACGUACGGCGGGACGUGUGGAAGCGUCUGCCGCAGUAUAUGGGCGUCGCCGUGGAAGACUGGAAGGAUCCGACCGUGGCCCCCGCCGCGCCUACAAAAUAGCGGCAAGGCGGGUCCUAACGACGCUGGACAGGGGACAUCUGAACUGAUCACAUCUACAUAUGCAUGCAUUUUUUACUUAUCAUCAUCCACUCAUCGAACCUCUCGCAUUGUCUCGGCCGUACCUUCUUGGGUAUAUACUGCACGACCUACGUCUGCUGCACGCUCCCCCUCCUUACCCC
Molecule: messenger RNA, 1431 nt
Organism: Trametes versicolor FP-101664 SS1
Lineage: Eukaryota; Fungi; Basidiomycota; Agaricomycetes; Polyporales; Polyporaceae
Exons: 3
Coding region: 14-1252 (412 amino acids)
Molecular function (GO): protein binding
Source: RefSeq, a predicted model, not a curated record